AUGUCCCGCAGACUCCUCAAUCGCUCCGGCGUCUCCUCGUCCUCGACUGCGACCACUACCACGGCCCUGCCCGAAUACCAGCCGCCCUCUUGCCCCCUCUCCGACGCUGCACGCCGCGAUCUGAACGACUUGUCCCACGCCCGCACCACCGUCGUCUAUCAGCAGCAGCUCGAUGACUCUGUUGGCCUUCUUGGCUCCAGCAUUGGCGACUUGCAUGAACAGCUGAGGGAGCAGCGCGAUAGACUUGAGUCCCUACGCGCGAAAAGGCAAGAGAAGGGCAAUGAGAAGACGCCCGAUGAGGAGCGCCUCGAGACCCAUGUUGCUGAUCUCGAAACGCGGGUCAAUGCCUUGACCGACUCAUUUGAGGAGGCCAUCCGUGUUGUGAUCGAUUACAAAGCCGAGUUGGAAGACGAAGGCCUCAUCAUCACCGAUUUGUAUAACGCUGCCGCCGCCGAUGUAGCGCAAUCCCAACGCCGUCCCCGCCGGGGUGAUGAUGCAGAAGCUGCCGAGGAAUCAGACGACGAUGUCGAUAGCAAAGACCUCGCCGCCCCGAGCAUCCUAGAGCGCUUCAAGGACAUGCGUGCCAAGAAGAAGGCCGAUUACACAGCCAUGGACAUGCACCAGCGGUACGCCCUCAACAACGACUACGCCGGCUUCAAGAAGCUCUGGCACGACGCCAUGGCCGGCGAGGAUGGACCACCGCUCCCAGACGCCUCACGUUGGUUCCGCCCCGAUGGCCGACCUGUGAUGCGCGCGACGACCCCUGGCGCAGCGGAUGACGAUGACGAUGAUGACAUUGCUGUGGCCCGCGAGGUCCUUAGCAUCAACUGCCCACUCACGCUACAGCCAAUGAAACAGCCUUACAGCAACCGCAAGUGCAAGCACACCUUUGAGAAGGCUGCCCUGCUCGACUACUUGCCACUGCGAGGUGACGCCCAGUGUCCACAGACGGGUUGCUCAGAGGUUAGUUCACUUCUCAUCUAUCUCACUCUUGGAGCGGUUACUGAUAUCAAAACUCAGCGUUUCUCACGGUCACGAUUCGACCACGACUUCUACCUUGACCAGGCCAUGGUGCGCCGUAUCAAGCGCGCCCGCCAGGCCCAGGAGCAGCACGAUAUGGACGAAGAUGAGGACGAGGGCAAUGAGGAUGAGGAUGUUGUGGUUAGAGGCCACCAGCCCGUCCCAGGAAGGGUGCCAAAGAAGGAGAGAGUGUAA
Molecule: messenger RNA, 1215 nt
Organism: Fusarium keratoplasticum
Lineage: Eukaryota; Fungi; Ascomycota; Sordariomycetes; Hypocreales; Nectriaceae
Product: SP-RING-type domain-containing protein
Exons: 1
Coding region: 1-1215 (404 amino acids)
Biological process (GO): protein sumoylation; double-strand break repair via homologous recombination
Cellular component (GO): Smc5-Smc6 complex; nucleus
Molecular function (GO): zinc ion binding; SUMO ligase activity
Source: RefSeq, a predicted model, not a curated record